Nycticebus coucang (slow loris) is the source of this 2711-nucleotide messenger RNA. RefSeq names its product NIPA magnesium transporter 1 (gene NIPA1). Gene Ontology annotation, molecular function: magnesium ion transmembrane transporter activity. The record is from RefSeq and is a predicted model, not a curated record. Bases 113 to 1087 code for a protein of 324 amino acids. The transcript has 5 exons. Gene Ontology annotation, biological process: magnesium ion transport. Gene Ontology annotation, cellular component: membrane. Lineage: Eukaryota; Metazoa; Chordata; Mammalia; Primates; Lorisidae.
CGGGGACUCCUAGACCCAGCGCAGCGGAUCCGGUUCCCCCGCCCCGAGCCCUGCCCUCCCACCCGCCGGGCGCGGCGCGCAGGCGCAGGCGCGGAGGGCGGGCGCGGACGGAAUGGGGACUGCGGCGGCGGCGGCGGCGGCGGCCGGGGAGGGGGCGCGCAGCCCGAGCCCCGUCGCCGUGUCGCUCGGCCUGGGCGUGGCCGUCGUGUCGAGCCUGGUGAACGGGUCCACGUUCGUGCUGCAGAAGAAGGGCAUCGUGCGCGCCAAGCGGCGAGGCACCUCCUAUCUAACAGACAUUGUGUGGUGGGCCGGCACCAUUGCUAUGGCUGUUGGCCAAAUUGGAAAUUUCCUGGCUUACACGGCAGUCCCCACGGUCCUGGUGACGCCCCUGGGUGCCCUUGGAGUGCCGUUUGGGUCCAUUUUAGCUUCUUACCUUCUUAAGGAAAAGCUCAACAUCUUGGGCAAGCUGGGGUGUCUGCUGAGCUGUGCAGGCUCUGUUGUGCUCAUUAUCCACUCCCCAAAGUCGGAGAGCGUGACGACGCAGGCAGAGUUGGAAGAGAAGCUGACCAAUCCAGUGUUUGUCGGCUACCUGUGUGUCGUGCUGCUCAUGUUGCUGCUGCUCAUCUUCUGGAUUGCACCAGCCCACGGGCCCACCAACAUCAUGGUCUAUAUCAGCAUCUGCUCCUUGCUGGGGAGUUUCACCGUGCCUUCCACCAAGGGCAUUGGGCUGGCGGCCCAAGACAUCCUGCAUGACAACCCGUCCAGCCGGAGGGCGCUGUGCCUGUGCCUGGUGCUCCUGGCCGUGCUGGGCUGCAGCAUCAUCGUGCAGUUCCGGUACAUCAACAAGGCACUCGAGUGCUUUGACUCCUCAGUGUUCGGGGCCAUCUACUACGUCGUUUUCACCACGCUGGUCCUGCUGGCCUCCGCAAUCCUCUUCCGAGAGUGGAGCAAUGUAGGGCUGGUGGAUUUCUUGGGCAUGGCCUGCGGGUUCACGACCGUGUCUGUGGGGAUUGUCCUGAUACAGGUGUUCAAAGAGUUCAAUUUCAACCUCGGGGAGAUGAACAAAUCAAACAUGAAAACAGACUAGGAUGCAAUGGGGGGUUGGGUAGCUUGAGGAACAGGUGGUUUUCUGGCCUUACUGGAGGUGGUUUCUGCUCCUGGCUGGAUGUGAAGUGGAAGAAGCCUUCAAUUGCUUAUGUUAGAGUUGCCUGUAUAAUGGGUGGCCGGGCCGGUGGAUGGGAGAGCAGGGCUCAGCCCUCCAAAGUCCGUAGUCGCCCACUGUUGGCUGGGACCAUCUCUCUCUGACAAGAUGAAUCUCAUUUUCAUUUCCAUUAAUCUGGAAGCUUUCAUGGGUACUCUUUUCUCUUAAAAUAUGUUAACAUUAUUUAAGUAGAAAAAAGUGGGCUCUUUCUGGUUAGUCUUUGCAGGAGAGCAGAUAUCCUUACUUAAAAGAAGCCUUUGGAAGUGAAGAAACGUCUUGAUGUCUGGCUCUGCAUAGCAGUGGAUGUGUCCGUAGUUGCAUUAGGUUGCAUUAAGCAUGUUUAACAUUUAAGUAAGUUGUCUAAAUAAGAAGUAUAUAUACUGAAUUGUUUUUAAUCUACUAACAAGUUGACUUUCCCACCCACUUACUCCAAGACAUUUUAACAGCAUAUGGAGAGAGAAGAGUUGAUGUAGUGUACUGUGGGCAGGAUGACUUUUCAAUAGCUCAAGUCAAUUUCAGUGCCUUUAUCAUUUGAAUUGUUCACUUAACUUGACUAUUAUUGUGUAUAUGUUCUCUUAGAUUAUAAUAAUGCAACUUCCUUGAUGAUACUUUGUAUUUCAAUAUUUAAGUUAUAAAUGUGUAAAGUAAUUGGAAAUAAUAGUACAUUUAUGCAUCACUUAAUGACAAGUGGGUUCUGAGAGACGUGUCAUUACGUGAUUCUGUCAUUGUGUGAACAUCAGAGUAUACUUAACACAAACCUGGAUGUUGUAGCCUACUACACACCUAGGCCACAUAGUAUAGCCUGACAUUUGUAGGCUAUAAAACCACACAGCAGACCAUUGUACUGAAUACUGCAGGCAAUUAUAACACAUUGCUAAGCAAUUUUGUAUCUCAGCAUAUCUAAACACAGAAAAGGAACAGCAAAAACACUCUGAUAUAAUCUUUAUGGGAUCACCACCAUAUAUGUGGUCUGUCCUUGACCCAAAUGUCAUUAUGUGUCACACAGUAUGUAUUCACUAGGAAAACAGGACAAAAAGCCCAUCGGGGCUCAGUGCCUGUGGCUCAAACAGCUAAGGCGCCAGCCACAUACACCUGAGCUGGUGGGUUCGAAUCCAGCCUGGGGUCCACCAAACAAUGAUGGCUGCAACCAAAAAAAAAAAAAAAAUAGCUGGGCAAUGUGGUGGGCACCUGUAGUCCCAACUACUUGGGAGGCUGAGGAAAGAGAAUCGCUUAAGCCCAAGAGUUGGAGGUUGCUGUGAGCUAUGAUGCCAUAGCACUCUACCCAGGGUGACAGCUUGAGGCUCUGUCUCAAAAAAAAAAAAAAAGCCCAUCGGAGCAAACUGACCCGUUUUGCAUGUAGCUUAAAUGUUGUUCAUUUAAAGACAGUUGAUUUAAGUAGCACAAGGCAUUUUAUUUCUGUUCAAUCUGUGUAACUGAUACCCAGUGUCAAAUAUGUCCACAUUGUCUUUCAGCAAGUAUUUAUUGCCAUUCAGAAUAAAUCAUUUAACUU